Molecule: messenger RNA, 432 nt
Organism: Penicillium malachiteum
Lineage: Eukaryota; Fungi; Ascomycota; Eurotiomycetes; Eurotiales; Aspergillaceae
Product: MFS general substrate transporter
Exons: 2
Coding region: 1-432 (143 amino acids)
Source: RefSeq, a predicted model, not a curated record
AUGAUUAUCUCCUUGUUCUUUUGCACGGUUUCCGUCCUAGGCUUCUGGCUGCCAGAAAUUGUUGUACCAGGCCUUAGCAACGAUGCUUUACUGAUUAUAUUUGUAAUUCUGUUUGGCUUCUUCAGUGGAUCAAAUGUCAGCUUGCUACCGAUAUUCCUGGGUCAGCUGUGCGAAACCCAAGAAUAUGGCCGAUACUAUGCGAGCUGCUUCACGGUGGUAGCUUUUGGGGUGUUGGCAAGUCUCCCAAUAGCAGGAGGCCUUCUCAAUGCAGUUAAUGGUUUAGCAAAAGAACGUUAUUGGGGACUUGCACUAUUCGCUGGUCUCAAUUAUGUAUUCGCCUUCUUGUGUUUUCUUUGGGUUCGGAUUAGAAUAAAAGGGAUGGGAUUGGAGGACAAGGUGGCAAAAAGACAUUUUAUUAUCAUUUCCGGGUGA